This is a messenger RNA of Aspergillus aculeatus ATCC 16872, 1671 nucleotides long. RefSeq names its product putative tyrosine protein phosphatase MIH1 (gene nimT). The transcript is spliced from 4 exons. Gene Ontology annotation, molecular function: protein tyrosine phosphatase activity. Gene Ontology annotation, cellular component: cytoplasm; nucleus. Gene Ontology annotation, biological process: positive regulation of G2/M transition of mitotic cell cycle; protein dephosphorylation; positive regulation of G2/MI transition of meiotic cell cycle. Bases 1 to 1671 code for a protein of 556 amino acids. The record is from RefSeq and is a predicted model, not a curated record. NCBI's taxonomy places the organism in Eukaryota, Fungi, Ascomycota, Eurotiomycetes, Eurotiales, Aspergillaceae.
AUGGAACACUCGUCCCCGUUGGCUGCAAUGCAGCCGCCGUCUGUGAUGUUCGGCCAUUGCUUUCGUCCCGAUGCCUCGACAGCCUAUGCGUCCUUCAGUCCCAUGGCUGGAUUGGCGCAUAACACCUUCAACUUUAAGGAACUGUCCAUGAAGAAGGCACAUGGGGACUACUUCAAUGUGAAACCUGUGCGGGGCUCAUCACCAACUGCGAGUCUUGCGGCCGACCUCUCUCAGAAUUUCCAUAUUGAUCAAAGUCCGCAAUUGGCGACGCCCCGGCGGUCUUUGUUCUCCUCGAGCCUGCUGGGAAAAGCCAAUCGGUGUGAGUCAAUGACCACACCACCGCUUCCCUCCUCGCCGGCUCCCAUGAUGGACGCUAUGGAAAUGUCUCCCUUGCCGCACAAGCCAGCAUUCGGGCUGGUCAACGAAGUCGAGCUGGAAUCGCCCUCUCUAGAUUCUUCAAUGGAUACACCUAUGAUCUCGGCCGCCCCGAGCCCAUUGGAAGAGUCACCGUUGGUGAACUCGAAAGACGGUCUACAAGAGAGAAAGCGUCCAACAUUUCUACGGCCGACUUUAGCACGGAGCAAAGCACAGAGCUUCCAACUAGGAAUGAACAAGCCGGCCCCAGAGAGUCAAGCCCCACCGUUCAAGUUUCAGAGCCGGGGAAACAGGACAUCGCUCAGCGCAUCUGCAUCGUUGGAGGAUAUGUUUUGCGAGUCACCCCAAAGAGAACGUCCGUCGUUGAAGAACCACUCGACCGGCAAUCUGUUGAGCAGCUCUCGUCUCAAACCACCAUUUGGCAGUAGCAACAGCCACGUGCGGGGAAAUGGAUCCCCGUCCGCGGCGUCGGUCCGCAAGAAUUCACACCCCACGAUGCGCCCACGCAAGCAGUGUAGACGUUCGUUGAGCAUGUUUGAGCAUCCCGAGGAUGUAGUCGUCGAAAAAGAGGCAACUUUAGUUACAAAUGCACCACUCCCGUCGAUCAUCGACAUUGAAGGAUCCCCCAGCCUGCAGCUUCCUCACGUCUUUUCGGAGGACCAGGCAGAUACAUUGCCUCGUAUCGACAAAAACAUCCUCGUGGAGCUCUUGGAUGGGAAAUACAACGAUCGGUUUGACAACGUGAUGAUUAUCGACUGCCGUUUUGAAUAUGAGUACGAGGGAGGCCAUAUCAAUGGGGCUGUCAACUACAACGACAAGGACCACCUGGCCGCCGAGCUCUUCACCUCACCCAAGCCGCGGACGGCCUUGAUCCUCCACUGCGAAUACUCGGCCCAUCGCGCCCCGAUUAUGGCCAAGUACAUUCGUCACCAGGAUCGCGCUUUCAACGCGGACAACUACCCGCAACUGACCUACCCCGACCUGUAUGUCCUAGACGGUGGUUACAGUUCCUUCUUCUCGAAGCACCGCUCGUUGUGCUACCCGCAGAACUAUGUCGAGAUGUCUGCCAAGGAGCACGAAUUCGCUUGCGAGCGAGGCCUCGGCAAGGUGAAGCAACGGUCCAAGUUGAAUCGGGCUCAGACUUUCGCGUUCGGGGAGAAUUCGCCUCAAAUGGAAGACAGCCCGACCGGGCGGUGUCGCAAUGGUCCUGGGGAGCGAAACCGAUUUUUGGGAUCCCCGUUUGCCGAAAGCCCCGCAUCGAGUCGACUCUCCGGCCGUCGGAUGCUCUCUUACUAA